Kalmanozyma brasiliensis GHG001 is the source of this 1344-nucleotide messenger RNA. Its product is annotated as WD40 repeat. The record is from RefSeq and is a predicted model, not a curated record. The transcript has a single exon. Lineage: Eukaryota; Fungi; Basidiomycota; Ustilaginomycetes; Ustilaginales. Gene Ontology annotation, molecular function: protein binding. Bases 1 to 1344 code for a protein of 447 amino acids.
AUGAGCUCUACACAAACGCAUCAGGACCCUGAACAGGUCGUCGAGGAUCAUGGCGAGGACUACGGAUCCGAUCUCGCCAACGAAGAUGUCGACGAAGUAGUUGCCGACCAUGACGAAGAGGGCGAUGUGCCCAUGGAUGACGACAGCGACGACGAGACAGCUCCUCAGCAAGAUGGUCAAGACGGUCCGGGUCCAGGCCAAGAAGAAUUCGUCGACAAUUCGAUAGCCGCCUUCUACUCGCACCGCAAGUCGGUCUUUUCCGUUUCGCUCCACCCUUCCUUCCCCAACCCACCAUUGGCGCUCAGCGGAGGAGAGGACGACGGUGGCUGGAUCUGGAACACGCAGGAUGGCUCCGAAGUGGUGCGACUUGGCGGCCACACUGACAGCGUCACCUCGGCGCUCUUCAACGCCGCUGGUGACUUGGCGGCAACCGGUGGAAUGGACGGCAAGGUUCGCAUCUGGCGCAAGGCGAGCGACGACUUCAAGUCGUGGGAAUUCCUCACCAACCUCGAAGGUCCCGACGAGGUGGUCUGGAUCGACUGGCACCCCAAGGGAAGCGUACUGGCUGCAGGUGGCGCCGACGCGACUCUAUGGAUGUGGCAGCUGCCCAGCGGCAACGUCAUGAAUGUCUUCUCCGGUCACAGCGAUGCUGUCUCUUGCGGAAGCUUCACGCCUGAUGGCAAGAGGCUUGUGACCGGCGCCGAAGACGGCACUCUCAUCGUGUGGGACCCGCGAAGCGCAGAAGUGGUCUCCAAGGUCGCAACUCACCUCGAUGGUGGUCUCACCCAGCUCGCCAUCUCUCCCGAUGCAAGAGUCGUUGUCGUUGGCGGUGCCGCUGGCGACGUCCGCGUCAUCAACAUUGGCGCUCUGGACAACGGCGGUGCUGCCUCGGUCGUUGCUUCCCUGACAGGUCACGCCGAAGGAGAGUCCAUCGAAGGCAUUCAGUUUGUCGACGUCGGUGGCGGCAACCGCACCGGUCACGUCAUCACUGCCUCGACCGAAGGCAAGGCGAUCGUAUGGGACCUCUCGCUGGCAAAGAUGCGCUGCGAGGUCAUGCACGACGCCGCUAUUACCAGUAUUGCUUUGCAUCCGGGCACCACACUCUUCUCGACGUCAUCAGCGGAUCACACCAUCAAGACGUGGGAUGCCAGGACGGGUGGCUGUGUUGCUACCCAGCAAGGAUUCACCGACGGUGUGUUGGCGCUUGCAGUAGGCAAGGAUGACGGCUUCACCCAAGGUGCUGAGACGGGCGGAAUCGGCGCCUACACCAAUACGGCCAGCGCCAAAGGCUGGAAGCUCGUGGGCGCAGGCGACGAAGGCGUUGCGCUUGUCUUCCGUGUCUGA